Molecule: messenger RNA, 5218 nt
Organism: Acanthoscelides obtectus
Lineage: Eukaryota; Metazoa; Arthropoda; Insecta; Coleoptera; Chrysomelidae
Source: the annotation of a GenBank genome assembly
CUAGACUAAACGAACUGGGCUAUAAGACAUUACAGAAAUAUCCUCGGCUGAGCUCGUCGGCACUCGAAACUCGAAUGUUGCAGUUGUUUUGAUUUUCUGUCUGAGAUUUCAGUGUGGGACUGUGUAUAGCUUUACCACGCUAGACUCAGUCUGUUACCCCUCGUGAGUGUAGUUCUAUAAUAGUGCGUCCGGUAAAUUAUACACCAACAUGGGAGGUUAUGCUUGGGUAACGUUAGCUACCACUGAUUCCUAUUCUUUAGGGGCCUUAGUCUUGGCCCAUUCAUUGAAACAAGUUGGAACUAAACACCAACUAGCUGUUCUGAUAACACCGGGGGUGACCAAUCCCAUGAGGAAUAAGCUCAAAGAAGUUUUUGACUUAGUUGAAGAAGUAAAUAUUCUAGAUUCAAAGGAUGAGACGAACCUCAAACUGUUAAAGAGACCUGAAUUGGGCAUUACCUUCACAAAACUUCACUGUUGGAGACUUACACAGUACGAGAAAUGUGUAUUUUUGGAUGCAGAUACGCUGGUGUUAGAAAACUGCGACGAGCUUUUCGAGAGAGACGAACUAUCGGCAGCUCCAGAUGUAGGUUGGCCAGACUGCUUCAAUUCCGGAGUGUUUGUAUAUUGUCCUUCCAAUCAAACAUUCUCGAAUCUGAUACAGUUUGCUCUGGAUAAGGGUAGUUUCGAUGGAGGAGAUCAAGGACUACUUAACUUGUACUUCUCAGACUGGGCACACAAAGACAUUAGGAAGCAUUUACCCUUCAUUUACAACAUGUCAUCAACAGCAUGUUACUCAUAUCUCCCUGCCUUCAAACAAUUUGGGAGUAAUGCGAAAAUUGUUCACUUCAUCGGGGGUACUAAGCCUUGGUUACAGUAUUUCGACAUUCAAACAAGGACAGUACAUCCAUCCUUUGAGCUGCAACACAUGAAGGAAGUUCUGCAAUAUUGGUGGAACAUUUUCUGUAAUUCCGUCCACCCUAACUUAUCAAACGAAAUGAGCAAUACCAGCACAAGCACUGGCUAUGGUAACUUCCCUCAGAAUAUCACUCACACUUCCUACUAUUACCAACAUGAAUCCCAAAAUACCUACGUUGCGGAUGACUAUAAAAAUGUAUGGGAUCCAUGGGAAGAAUAUUUAGAAAAAAUGUCACAUGAUCAACCAUCUCAUAACGAAACUCAAACUAGCCAUUAUCAUAGCUCAGGUCAUAAUCAUCAAGAUCAGUAUCAGUCAAAUGAAGACCAGUUUCAUUCUGAUGAUCAUUACCAUUUAAACGAAGUCGAGAAUCAUCCAUAUCAAGAAUCAACUCAUCAUCAAGAGCAAGCAAAUAUUUCGCUUUUUGAAUCUCACAAUACAAACACGGAGUUUGCUCAUCAUACUAACGAUCAUGAAAAAUACUCUUCAUCCCCUACGUAUAGUCAAUCGCAACCCAGUUAUCCAACAGUUCAUUAUGAUCCUCCCUCUUGUCCUAAUCAAGAACCUCCUAUGACUGAACCCCCACCUCCUUUACCUUCCAAUGAGUCAAAUGAGUGUGUUGCAACCAUGGUUGUUUCGAAUGAGACUAGCUUGCACAAUAGUCAUGAAGAUAAGCAAACUGAUGAUAGUGGCUUUGCCGGGGCCUUUGCCAAGUUGACCCUCGGCGUAGCAAGGACCCCAGAGCAAGCUGCUUUGGAUGACCACUUGCGAAGACAAGGCUGGGAAGUUGGAAACAUCGACUACUUGGGAAGAGAUUCUUUCGACAACAUUUGGAGCAAGAUCUGCGAAACGCUCGCUGAAGCCCCGUCUGAGCCUCAGAAACCAAAAGAACCGUCACCUCCUAAACCUGAACCGAAUGACAAGAUUGAGAAGGAAGCAGAACAAACGCCUCAACCUGAACCACCAAAACAAGAAGCACCAGUUACGGAAGCUCCAAAAGCAACUGAAGCACCAGGUGAAGUUCCUGUGUGCGCUGUCCAUCCUCCUACACCAGUAGAAGAGCCAGUAUGUGCAUUGCCUUCAAAACAAGACCCUGUAUGUUCUAUUCCCACUCCCAAACCUGCAGAAUCUGGUCUAGCUGAUGCACCUGCUUGUCCAGUCUCGGCCAAACCCGAACCUCCUGCUACUGUUUGCCCUGGACCUGAAAGCGUUCCGCAAUCUUCUGAAGGGCCUGCACUAGCUACGGCCUUACCUGCUACAGACGCCCCAGCUUGUCCUAUUCCUUCUACCGUGACGGAAAAACCUCUUGCGAUCUGUCCAGCUCCUCCAACUGCUAGUCAGCCCGCAGUUCUCCAGAGUCCCGCACCAGCUUCAGCGCCUCAGAUACCUGCAGAAGUUCCAGUUCCGGAAAGUCCUGUACCUGCUUCAACUCCUCAAAGCCCCACAGAAACUUCAGUAGCUAAAACUACCGUAGAAGCUCCAGUGCCCGCUCCGACUCCUCAAAGCCCUGCGCCUGCUUCAGUUCCUGAGGGUCCUCCACCAGUUUCAAUCCCUCAAAGUCCUGCACCAGUUUCAACUCCUCAAAGUCCCGCACCAGCUUCAAUCCCUCAAAGUCCUGAACUAGUUUCAACUCCUCAAACACCCAAACCAACUUCAAUCCCUCAAAGUCCUGAACUAGUUUCUACUCCCCAAAGUCCCGCACCAGCUUCAAUCCCUCAAAGUCCUGCACCAGCUUCAAUCCCUCAAAGUCCUGAACCAGUUUCAACUCCUCAAAGUCCCGCACCAGCUUCAAUCCCUCAAAGUCCUACACCAGCUGCAGUCCCUGAAACUCCCGCAUCAGCUUCAAUUCCUCAAAGUCCUGAACUAGUUUCAACUCCUCAAAGUCCCUCACCAGAUUCAAUCCCUCAAAGUCCUGCACCAGCUGCAGUCCCGGAAACUCCCGCACUAGCCUCAGUCCCUGAAAGUCUUGCAUCAGUUCCGCAAGGUCCUGCGGCAGUUUCAACUAUUCAAAGUCCCGCACCAGCUCCAAUCCCUCAAAGUCCUACCCCAGCAUCAGUCCCUGAAAGUCCUUUACCAGCCUCAGUUCCUCAAAGUCCAGCCCCGGCUUCAGAACCUCAAACUACUUCAGCAGCUCCAGUUCUGGAAAGCCCAACACCAACUCCAAAAAGUCCAGUCCCAGCUUCGUGUCCCGCACCAGUUACAGUACCACAGAGUCCCGCACCAGCUUCUACUCCUCAGAGACCUACUCCAGCUUCAGUUCCUGAAAGUUCCGCGCCAGCGUUAGUGUCGGAAAGUCCCGCACCAGCUUUAGUUUCUCAAGCUCCCGCAGCAGCACAAAGUCCUAAAUCAGCUUCAACCCCUCAAAGUGUUGCUCCAGCCUCAGGCCCACAAAGUCCCGUACCAACUGCACAAAAGCCAGAGAAAGACUGUAAAAAACCUACGGAGCCUCCUAAAGAAGGAUCUGCUGUAGCAGGAAAGCCGGAAACUCCCAAAGAACUAUCUAAAGAUGAAAAACCGUCUGAGCAAGCUUCAAGUGAAACUUCAGGUCCCACGCCACCACCACGUAAAGGUAGUGGUCCCAAGAAAGCUGGUGGAAAGGGAAAGAAGUAAAAUAAUCCAUAAUGUUUUUGAAUUAUCAUUCUAUGAUAAAAUACUGCUUUGGAGUGUCUUUAUUUACGAGUAAUUUAAGUUGAACUACUAAACUAUAUUUAAGUAGAUCUUGGUCUUGACCCCAAUAAAUGGCAGAAUAUGGUUUUACUUGCAACUUUAUUUAACCCUCGUCUAGAAAAAUAAGUUAGGUGCACGGGAUUCAUAAGAAGCAUGAUAUUUUGCAUAAGAAACUUAAUAAUAGUCUAUAUUUCCUAUUGUACAGUAACGUUACAGAAAUUGUAUAGCCACUACAAAAUGAAAUGUCGCGUAAAUAUCACCAGUAUACGAGUAGUAGUUUACCUCUGAUCUUUCUUUCUUUAUAAUGGUGACGUAUCUUACGAGGGUGGUCCGAUAAGUACUUAGCCUCACCGGCCGAUGACGCCACUAUCGCAAGAGAAAUUUACUACCGGGUAGAACAUUCUCGUAGCCGGCUGCUGUCAAAAUUUUAGCCGAAUCGGACUCGUAGUUUUGUUAUGACCGCGUGCGGAAGCGGACGAAUCUUGUUUUUGGAAGGGAAAUCGCGCAGCGAAAUGAAAGAGCGCUUGCGUACGGUGACUCUUGUCCUUCGAUGGCGACCGUCAGAAAUUGGUUUAACGAGUUUCAACGUGGCCGUGUGUCGGUCAUAACCGUCGUGAAGCAUUGGGCAUGAUAAAGCUGUCUGCGCGAUGGGUACCGCGUUUGCUCACUCUGGACAAUAGGCGCAACCGUGAGACCACUUCAGAGCAGUCUUUAACGUUGUUUAAGCGCAAUCCAAAGGAGUUUCUGCCUCGUUUCGUGGCCGUCGACAAAACAUGGAUCCACUGGUACACACCAGAGACCAAGGAACAGUCAAAACAUUGGACUUCAGCCGGCGAACGUGCUCCGAGGAAGGCGAAUACUGUCCGAUCGGCCGGAAAGGUGACUGUUAGCGUGUUCUGAUUCACAUGGUGUGAUCUACAUCGACUACCUGGAGAAGGGCAAAACGGUCACAGGGCUCUACUAUGCCGAAUUAUUGGGCCGAUUCAACGCCGAAUUGCUGAAAAAAUGUCCCCAUUUGACGAAAAAGAAAUGUUCUUACACCAAGACAACGCACCGGCUCGCAGCUCCGCCACGGCUAAAUUGGUCGAUUUAGGCUACGAACUGCUGCCCCAUCCACAGUAUUUUCCAGAUUUGGCCCCGUGCGACUUCUUUUUGUUUCCAAACUUGAAAAAGUCACUCGCCGGGCAGAAAUUUGAAUCGAAUGAGGGGGUUAUCGCCGCCACGGAGGCCUACUUUGCAUACCUCCAGAAAAUUAUUUUUCAGGCGGAUUAAAGAAGUUUGAGUGUCGCUGGGUCAAAUGUAUCGAUCUGAAAGGAGACUGUGUUGAGAAAUAAAUUGCUACUUUUCCAAAAUUGUUGUAUUUGUUUUGUAGGCUAAGUACUUAUCGGACCGCCCUCGUAAAACAGCUACCAUCUAUGGUGUAAGGCUCUGACUGUAUUAGAAAUGACAUAAUGGUUGUUGUACAUUUACAUGAACUGUUUGUUUUUAAUUUGAUACACACACGUAAAUAAGGCUUUUUUCUGUGGAAGAUAACCUAUGUAUGGAUAAUUAGUAUUGACUGUUCGAGUGUCAUAAGCAGUUUGCACCUCAAGCUCGAAUAAAUUUUUAUUUUUGAAAAAAUAGAUAUAGUCAUGGUUU